AUGUCGUCAACCAUUGAAUCCGGUUUCCAUCUUGCAGAUAGCAAGGGCUACAUGCUUGGGCGUGGUCACGCCGCUGCUUGUCGUCUCAACCUCCAAUUCUAUCUUUGGAAAGAAUCGCUUCAAUUCAACAUUCACCCUUCCAUUCCUGUUCCCUCGAACCCAGUCAUCGCAGACAUCGGUACAGGAACUGCAAUCUGGCUGCUCGAUGUAGCUCACUCACUGCCUACAGCCACCCUGGAUGGCUUCGACAUCGACCUAUCCAACACCCCUGCACCCCAAUGGCUCCCUAAACAACUUACCCUGCACAAAUGGAGCCUCUUCGACCCCGUCCCAGAGCACUUGGUGGGCACAUACGAUAUCGUCCACCUCCGCCUCCUCAUACUUGUCGUACAGAACAGUGAUCCCGUUCCAGUCAUUCGGAAUGUAGCGCGUUUGCUCAAACCGGGCGGAUAUAUCCAAUGGGACGAUCUGAAUUACCCAGACACCCAUGUGGUGAAGGUAGACCCUGAACUGGCAACGCCAGCCUUUGAUCGCUUGCUCAAAUUCGUCUACUCGAACGGCCGCCAUGACUGGGUGCUGAAUUUGCCGACAUUGCUGGAGCAGAAUGGGUUUGAGAGCCCGCGGUUGGACCAUUUUCGGGAUCGUGUGGAGCUUGCUACCGCAAAUGGAGAACAGCAUUUGGUCACUAUGGAGGAGUUUGCACAGUCGCUGCAGAAGGAAAGCGCUGAUGACGCGCAGAACAUACGCCUGUUGCUCAAGGAUCUUUCUGUCGAAGCAGUUCAUGGUGUUGCUUUGUCCAUGCCGCGGGUUGUAGCUGUUGCGCGGAAGGUAUAG
Messenger RNA from Penicillium coprophilum, 834 nucleotides. RefSeq lists its product as uncharacterized. NCBI's taxonomy places the organism in Eukaryota, Fungi, Ascomycota, Eurotiomycetes, Eurotiales, Aspergillaceae. The coding region runs from base 1 to 834 and encodes 277 amino acids. The transcript has a single exon. The record is from RefSeq and is a predicted model, not a curated record.